AUGAAGAAAGCCGAGAUGGGAAGGUUCAACAUUUCCCCAGAUGAGGACAGCAGCAGCUACAGUUCCAACAGCGAUUUCAACUACUCCUACCCCACCAAGCAAGCUGCUAUGAAAAGCCAUUACACAGAUGUAGACCCUGAAAACCAGAACUUCUUACUUGAAUCAAAUUUGGGGAAGAAGAAGUAUGAAACAGACUUUCAUCCAGGUACUACUUCCUUUGGAAUGUCAGUAUUUAAUCUGAGCAAUGCGAUUGUGGGCAGUGGAAUCCUUGGGCUUUCUUAUGCCAUGGCUAAUACUGGAAUUGCUCUUUUUAUAAUUCUCUUGACAUUUGUGUCCAUAUUUUCCCUGUAUUCUGUUCAUCUUCUUUUGAAGACUGCCAAUGAAGGAGGGUCUUUAUUGUAUGAACAGUUGGGACAUAAGGCAUUUGGAAUGGUUGGAAAGCUUGCUGCCUCUGGAUCAAUUACAAUGCAGAACAUUGGAGCUAUGUCAAGCUACCUCUUCAUAGUGAAAUAUGAGUUACCUUUGGUGAUCCAGGCAUUAAUGAACAUUGAAGAUAAAACUGGAUUGUGGUACCUGAAUGGUGACUAUUUGGUUCUGCUGGUGUCGUUGGUGCUCAUUCUUCCUUUGUCACUGCUGAGAAAUUUAGGGUAUUUGGGAUAUACCAGUGGCCUUUCCUUGUUGUGUAUGAUGUUCUUUCUGAUUGUGGUGAUUUGCAAGAAAUUUCAGAUUCCUUGCCCUAUGGAACUUGCUUUGCUAAUUAAUGAAACAAUGAACAGCACCGUAACACAGACGACCCCUUUUGCACCUGAUGUGACACUUAACAUAACUGAAAAUUCUUGCACACCACGUUACUUUAUCUUCAACUCACAGACUGUCUAUGCCGUGCCAAUUUUGACCUUUUCAUUUGUCUGCCAUCCUGCUAUUCUUCCCAUUUACGAAGAGCUAAAAGAUCGUAGCCGUAGAAGAAUGAUGAAUGUCUCCAAGAUUUCCUUUUUUGCCAUGUUUCUCAUGUACCUACUUGCUGCCCUCUUUGGAUACCUGACAUUUUAUGAACAUGUUGAGGCAGAAUUGCUCCAUACCUACUCGACUAUCAUGGGAGCUGAUAUUCUUCUUCUCAUUGUCCGUUUGGCUGUGUUGGUGGCUGUCACACUGACAGUACCAGUGGUUAUUUUCCCGAUCCGGAGUUCCGUAACUCAGUUGUUGUGUGCGGGAAAAGAUUUCAGCUGGUGGCGUCAUAGUUUCAUCACAGUGUCUGUGCUGGCGUUUACAAAUUUGCUUGUCAUCUUUGUACCAACUAUUAGGGAUAUCUUUGGUUUCAUUGGUGCAUCUGCAGCUGCUAUGUUGAUUUUUAUUCUUCCAUCUGCCUUCUAUAUCAAGUUAGUGAAGAAAGAGUCUAUGAAAUCUAUACAAAAGAUUGGGGCUUUGUUCUUCCUGCUGAGCGGUAUAGUGGUGAUGACCGGAAGCAUGGCCUUGAUUGUUUUGGAUUGGGUGCACAAUGCCCCUGGAGGUGGCCAUUAA
Messenger RNA from Elephantulus edwardii (Cape elephant shrew), 1518 nucleotides. RefSeq names its product solute carrier family 38, member 2 (gene SLC38A2). Gene Ontology annotation, molecular function: L-glutamine transmembrane transporter activity. The record is from RefSeq and is a predicted model, not a curated record. Bases 1 to 1518 code for a protein of 505 amino acids. The transcript has 15 exons. NCBI's taxonomy places the organism in Eukaryota, Metazoa, Chordata, Mammalia, Macroscelidea, Macroscelididae. Gene Ontology annotation, biological process: L-glutamine transport; amino acid transmembrane transport.